GCGGUGAUAAUGACGACUAUUCUCGAUUAAAAGUAAAUAAUGUAUUAUUUUCGUAAAGAACGUCGUAAGAAAAAUUGUUUUUGAGCAUAUAAAUAACUAAAGGAUACCAUUUAUCUACCUCAUUUCUCAAUUGACUGAAUAUUUAUCGAUAGAGUUUUGGUAGAGGUUAUAAUUUAGUUUCUGGAAGUAGUUGAAGAGUAUAUUUACACGAAAUGUUUUGUUGGGGCAAUUCCACGCACCACGAAUUGUGUAUUGAGACCUCUCAAAAUACAGAUUUGGUAUUAAAACCGACUUUCUCAAAAUGGUCAGAAAGCAACCAUGUGCAGACAGUGACUGCUGGUGAAUUUCACGCCCUAUACCUGACAAGCAGUGGACAUUUAUAUUCAUGCGGAAAUAAUGAUGUUGGACAACUUGGCAGACACACAACUACCCCUGAUGGGUCCUUUCCUGCUCUAGUAGAAACAUUCAAAGGCUGUACAAUAUCAGCAAUAUCAUGUGGCAUGCAGCAUUCAAUGGCCCUGGAUGAAUGGGGACAACCAUUCAGCUGGGGUUCAGACCUUCUAGGACAGCUUGGUAGUAACCUAGGCUCACAUGCCCAGGACAAACCUAAGAUAGUAAAGGCACUGGCUACGAAAAAUGUUAUACAGAUUGCAUGUGGAUCGUAUCAUUCAUUAGCUUUGACAAAUAAUGGAGACAUAUACGCGUGGGGUGCUAACACAUACGGCCAAUGUGGGCUAGGGACGAUGACGAAUAAAGAGUUAACUCCUCAACACAUCGCGUCGUUGCAAGGCGUACCUAUCGCCAUGAUUGCUUGCGGAAGUAAUCACACAUUUGCAUUGUCUAAAUCGGGAGCAGUGUACGGAUGGGGCAAGAACUCACACGGCCAGCUAGGCCUACAGGACAGAGACAACAGAUGUUACCCGACACACUUGAAAUUAUUACGGAAUUCUAAAGUAUGUCACAUAGCGUGUGGAGAAGAUUUCACAGUGUUCCUAACAUUAGAAGGAGGAGUGUUCACAUGUGGUACAGGAGAAUAUGGGCAAACGGGUCACGGAGCUACUAAAAAUGAACUAGUACCUAGAAAGGUCAUGGAACUCAUGGGCAGUACAGUGACUCAAGUCGCGUGUGGGCGGCGGCACCUGUUGUGUCGCGUCGGCGAACGAAUUCUCGCCUGUGGUUACGGCGCUCGCGGUCAGCUCGGCUGUCCUAACAUGUCUCUCGCACUUCUGCCCACGCCUGUACCAAUCACGCCUGGUGAUUCACCGAAUAACAGCCCAGUCAGAAACAAGUUCGCCCAAGACCUGUUCAGAGGGCCAAUGAAGGUCUACGCCGGGGGUGACCACAGUUUUCUAGUGGUGAACGGGGACAAGUCCCUGGGAACUGACUUUAGGGUCCCAGACUAUACUAAGCAGGUUUUAACGUUGAAUCUGCCGAAGUUGGCCUCAUGUGAAAUGUUUAAGGAUGAAGAUGUUGUCAAUCAAGAUCUAAUGGCGUACUUAGAGACAGUGUUCGGCUCAGCGGCCUGCAUAAAUGGCUCGUUCCUGCUCUCCGAUAACCACCACUACGGCUGCAACAAGAAGGUCCACGGAGUCGACCUGAAGAAAGCCGAAGAAGCCUUCACGCUUAUAAGCAGGAUUGAGAACACUUCUAUAAAGGAACUGAUAUUCAGUCACUUGACCGAGAACGUGAUAAAGAAGAUCAAAGUCUCGCCACCCGACGCCGAGGCCCUUAGACUAUUCAUGAUCCUACCUCUGUACCAUGAGAUGAGGAAUCCUAGGAGACAUACAGAGUUACAGGGUCCGUUCGCGGAAGCGUUCAACAAGCUGUCGAUAUACCCACAACGUAUUGUCAAUCUAUGGUGGGAACAAGAGACCAACGAUUAUUUUGAAAUGCUUGUUGACAUCUUUAAGAGCGUCAUCGUUUAUGAGCUGAUGCAACCUAAUGUUAGAGCGAAUAAGAAAAUAUACUUCAGUCACAGCCUAGUUCAAAUACUAAACACGUUGUCUUCUCUGAACAAAAUAAACUUCUCGAACCCGAAGAAACCAAAGAUUCCAGCCGAGUGCUUCUACAUCGAAGACUUAUCCAACUAUGUGGAUAUCGCCACGGACUAUAUCAACUGGUUGGCGGAUCAGGAAUCAUCAUCGCCUCACAUGUGUAACUACGCUUUUCUAUUCGACGUGCAAUGCAAGUCGCUCUUACUAAAGAUCGACCAGCAACUGCAAAUGCAGAUGGCGGUAACGCGGGCAGCCACACAAAUAUUCACAAGGAUGUUCACGGAUCCUGGUUACGAGUUCCAGGACCAGUUUUUGAAUCUAACGGUGUCGAGGAACCAUAUAGUGAGGGAUACGAUGCUGCAAAUUAGUAACCAUGACAGUUCGCAGUUGAAAAACCGCUAAAAGUAAGUGGAAUUCGUAGGCGAGGAAGCAGAGGACGCAGGCGGGGUCAAAAAGGAGUUCUUCCUACUACUACUGAAGGAAAUAUUCGACCCCGUGUACGGCAUGUUCAAGCAGUCUGAGGAAACCAACAUGAUCUGGUUCUCUAAUAACCCUUUUGAAGACGACGUCAUGUAUUAUUUGAUAGGUGCCAUCUACGGUCUAGCAAUCUACAACUCCAUAAUAAUCUACGUGCCGUUCCCGCUAGUAUUGUACAAGAAAAUCUUGGGCGAGUCCAUUAUGCUGGACGACCUAUCAGACCUGUAUCCCACGCUUGCCAACAGUCUCAAGAGUCUACUUGAAUACCCUGAUGAAGACGUGGAAGACGUAUUCAGCCUAUGCUUCGCCGUGAACACGGUAGUAUUCGACCAAAUCCAAGUGCACCCACUGAAGGAGAACGGAAACCUAUCGGUCACUCACGAGAACAAGGCGGAAUACGUAGAGCUGUAUGUCGACUUUCUGCUCAACAAGUCUGUGGAAAAUCAAUUCAAGGCUUUCAAUCAGGGCUUUCAGAAGGUGUGCGGCGGCAGGAUAAUAAAGCUGUUCAGGUCGCACGAGCUCAUGUCUGUAGUCAUUGGCAACGAGCAGUACGACUGGGACCAGUUUGAGGCGAAUUGUGAAUACAAGAACGGGUACACGCAAACCGACCAGCAGGCCAGAUGGUUCUGGGAAGUUUUCCAUGAGCUGUCCUUGGAAGACAAGAAGAAGUUCCUACUCUUCUUGACUGGUAGCGACCGAGUGCCCAUACAAGGAAUGAGAGAUAUCAAAAUCCGAAUUCAGCCGGUAGCCGACGACAGGUAUUUCCCCGUCGCUCACACUUGUUUCAACUUACUCGACCUGCCGCGGUACAAGACCAAGGAGCGGCUCAAGUAUCACCUCCUGCAGGCUAUACAGCAAACGCAAGGCUUCUCCCUCGUUUGAUGUUAGUUAUACGCAAGUGAAAAAUCAACUAGGAAACGGCGAAAAAACGCUCCGAGUGACAACGAAUUAGCUUAGAGCGUUUCUUUGCAGUUAAAUCAGUGUCGGAAGGUAACGUAGUUAAAUGAUGUUUUGAUUAUCUUUUAUUUCCCUAUAUUGGUUUUAUGCUAAAGGUUGCCACAUUGUCGGUCCUCGGUGAAAAUAAUAUGUGUUAGGGUAGAAAUAUCAAAUAUUGAAUCAUUAUAAAACUGCACUUGUCACACGAAGCCUUGUUGAGUGCAUCUAGUGGCCCAUUUCUCAAAGCUGAAAGUUACACGUUACAAGCGGGCGUCUCUUUUCAAUUUGUAAUAGGGGCCCGUUUCUCGAA
Leguminivora glycinivorella is the source of this 3717-nucleotide messenger RNA. RefSeq names its product probable E3 ubiquitin-protein ligase HERC4 (gene Herc4). The record is from RefSeq and is a predicted model, not a curated record. Gene Ontology annotation, biological process: ubiquitin-dependent protein catabolic process; protein ubiquitination. Gene Ontology annotation, molecular function: ubiquitin protein ligase activity. NCBI's taxonomy places the organism in Eukaryota, Metazoa, Arthropoda, Insecta, Lepidoptera, Tortricidae.